Messenger RNA from Geosmithia morbida, 1020 nucleotides. Its product is annotated as Nucleoside-diphosphate-sugar epimerase. The record is from RefSeq and is a predicted model, not a curated record. NCBI's taxonomy places the organism in Eukaryota, Fungi, Ascomycota, Sordariomycetes, Hypocreales, Bionectriaceae. The transcript has 3 exons. The coding region runs from base 1 to 1020 and encodes 339 amino acids. Gene Ontology annotation, molecular function: oxidoreductase activity, acting on the CH-OH group of donors, NAD or NADP as acceptor.
AUGGCCAAGGUACUCUUGACUGCCCAUUGUCUCGAUCAGCUCCUUGAAAAGAAUUACAGCGUCAUAACGACUGUACGAAACGAGGAGAAGGCCCAGAAGAUUCGAGAUGCAUACAAAUCCCUCGGUGACCGUCUGAAGGUGGUCAUCGUGCCCGAUCUGGCCAAGGAAGACGCCUUUGAUGAUGUCGUCGCUCAGAAUCCCGACAUUGACUCUGUCCUUCACACUGCCACCGACCCUAUCAAGGAGCUCGUCGACCCAGCCGUGAAAGGCACGACCGGCAUCCUCCGCGCGGUGAACAGGUGGGCCCCCAACGUCCGUCGCGUGGUGAUCACGUCCUCCUUCGCGUCCAUCCUAGACGAGGCACACCUCCACGACCCGGACACCACCUUCACCGAGGCGUCGUGGAACCCGGACACCAUCCGGGACGUGGGCCGCUCCCCCGCCACGGCGUACCGCGUCAGCAAGACCCUCGCCGAGCGAUCGGCCUGGGACUUCGUCUCCGCCUCCCGAGGUGCCCCGUCGGGGGCGGAGGGGGGGUCGGGACCGGCCAGCUUCGACCUCGUCACCAUCUGCCCCCCCCUCGUCCUCGGUCCGGUCGUGGACCACCUCGUCUCCCUGGAGAGCGUCAACACCUCCAACGAGAGGGUCGUCGACCUCCUCCGCGGCCGGUGGAGGCAUUCCAUCCCCUCGCAGGGCCCCGUGUCCCUCUGGGUCGACGUCCGCGACGUCGCGCGCGCCCACGUCCGCGCCCUGGAGAUCCCCGAGGCCGGCGGGAAGCGCCUCUUCACCACGGCCAGGUACUUCUCCAACAGCGAGAUCGCCGCCAUCGUCCGCAACGGCUUCCCCGAGUACGCCGACAAGGUGCCCGGCCCGGAGGUCCAGGGCGGUGAGAGGCCGGAGCCCCAUAACACCUUUGCCUUUGACGUCUCCUUCACAGAUCGUCUGCUGGGUAUAAGGUGGAUCGAUCUCGAGACCAGUGUGAAGGAUCUUGUCAAGACUUUCAAGGCUCAUGGGCUGUGA